Chara braunii is the source of this 3239-nucleotide messenger RNA. The record is from the annotation of a GenBank genome assembly. Lineage: Eukaryota; Viridiplantae; Streptophyta; Charophyceae; Charales; Characeae.
GCAGUUUUCUCCGUCUUCGUCCGCUGACGGUCGGCAACAUCCUUGUCUUUUUCAGGGACUAAAGAACGAGUCCGGCUGUGAAGAAGAAAGCGCCGAAAGCUAUGGAGGUGACACGUGCAACAGCUGCUCUGGUUACAGGGGCAGGAGGGGGAAUUGGUCGAGCAAUCACGCUGCGCUUGGCCGAGCUGGGAGCGAAUUUGACAGUCGUGGAUACCUCGGAGGCUGGCGGGACAGAAACUGUUCGGCUUAUCCGGGAAAUGAGGAAACCGGAGGCUGCACGCGCGAUCUUUGUGAAAUGUGAUGUUGCAUGCUCUCGACAACUUGCGCAGGCCUUCACCGUGCACAUGGAUACUUUUAAGCGACUUGACGUCUGCAUCAACAAUGCAGGAAUCGCGGGCGAGCUUCAUUUCUUGCCGCAGCUCAAGGCAGCGGAGCAUUCGAAAGGGGGCCCAUCGCUGAUGCCAGCCGAGGGCCGCCCAUGGAGCCGAAUGAUUGACAUUAACCUGAAAGCCGUGGCCGACGGUGUGCGGCUGGCGGUCGAAUGCAUGGAAGCAAGCACGGAUCUCAGCAGUGAAGCCGGGAAGAGCAAGAGGGUGAUCGUAAAUGUAGCAUCUGCAGCAGGGGUCAUUCCAUUCCCUGGGUCACCUGUGUACUCAGCAACCAAAGCAGGUGUGGUUAUGCUGACACGAAGUCUUGCACACCUGCAGAAAGACAGAGGUAUCCGAGUUUGUGCGUUUUGCCCAAUGUUCAUAGACACUGCGUUGACCCGCUCUGGAGGUCCGGAGUUGGAGAAGGCAGUGAUCAGCCUCGGAGGGUUCAUUCCAAUGAAGACAGUUGUGGAGGGCAUAAUGAAACUCAUCAUGGAUGAUGGGAAUGGGGGCUCUGUGAUGCAAUUGAGACCGCGGAAAGGUGCUUUCUACACAGCGUUUGGGGAGCAUGCUGUUCCAGAUCUUCAGGCCCAUCACUCCGAGAUCGCCCCCGCCAGACCCAAGCCCCGGGGAACCAUGCGUCCGGCGAGCGGGGUCAGUUCACAGCAGGCCAUGAUGGCACAAACGUUUCCUGCACAAUUUAGGAAGGUGGUAGUCACGCAGCUGUCUGCAGACUUUCGCAAGGCUACCUCGGUAGUGUCAGUCCCGUUUCCGCCCGCCGUCGGUCAGGGUAAGGUCCUUGUCCGUAACGUGUUUGCGGGCGUCAAUGCUAGUGAUAUCAACUUCAGUGCCGGGAGGUAUGAUUCUGUUCCCAUGCAGCUGCCCUCUGAUUGUGGAUUUGAGUCAGUUGGCCGUAUUGUAGGGAUUGGCAAGGGCGUGCCCCCAAGAUCAGGCAUCUCGAUCGGCUCCGCAGUCGCAAACUUUCGAAGAGGAGGCUUUUCGGAGUACCAACUUGUUCAUGCCCAGCAGGUGAUCCCGGUUCCCGAGGCAAGCCCGGCAAUGGUAGCAAUGCUUACGUCAGGACUGACAGCAUCGAUUGGAUUGGAGCGUGCAGGACAGAUGGGAAGAGCACAGACGGUCCUUGUGACCGCGGCAGCCGGAGGUACUGGGCAAUUUGCAGUUCAGCUGGCGAAACUGGCAGGAAACACGGUCAUUGGCACGUGCGGGGGUGAAGAGAAAGCAGCCCUUUUGCGCAGCCUGGGCGUCGAUCGCGUCAUCGAUUACAAGAAAGAAAAUGUCCAGGAAGUCCUUAAAGCAGAGUUUCCGAAAGGGGUGGACCUGAUCUACGAGUCGGUAGGCGGAAAAAUGUUCGAGGUUGCUCUGAAAUCGUUAGCGGUCAAAGGGAGGUUGAUUGUCAUCGGGAUGAUUUCGCAGUACGCAACAGGGGACCAGAAGAACAUGAAGCUAUCCGAACUGAAGGGCCUUCCAGAGAGACUUCUUUUUAAGUCCCAGUCAUUGGUGGGCUUUUUCCUGCCCUAUUACGAUUCUUACUUCCGAAGCCAUAUUGCAAAGCUCCAUCAGCUGUACUCCAAAGGAUUGCUCAAGGUGGCAAUUGAUCCAACACAAUUUAAUGGGGUCGAGAGGGUUGCCGACGCAAUUGAAUAUCUCCACUCUGGGAAGAGCAUCGGCAAAGUGGUCGUUGGUUUUGCCUCGUCAGAGUCGUCAGCCCCUUCACUAAGAUCAUCCUUGUGAGAGUGACUGCAGCGCUUGGUUGGUUGUCGACAAUUCAUCUUGGGAUGACACACAGCAUGUGUCCAUUCAACGCCAUUGCCUUCAUUCUGAGGAGCACAGCUUGCAAUCACAGCCAACCCCAACCAACCCUCAGAACAGUCCAAUUUUUUUUUUAGUUUUAAAAACCACCGGUACCGUCCUGCCCAGCUAUUGAUGCCGAGCCUAGAUUCGCCCUGCGGCGCCUGCGCGCCAAAGAAAAAACGAAGCGACACGGCCCUCCUGCUUUUGGCUGGUGCCGCCAGCCAUUUCAGUCCGGCACCCGAAGCCCUGAAAAAUGUGGGGCCGUAAAUGAGCCGUGGCUUUGUUUUUCAACUGGGAAAAAAAAAAAGGUACUGCUGGUUUAACAAGCCGUUUGUCGUACUGUUCUGCACAGCACACUCAGCACAACAACUUUUUUUUUUGCCGCUUUUCCUUGCUGAGAACAUGUGAGGAGGUUUAAUUUUGCUCUUUGAUUCGGCUUCCUCGAUGCCCCGAUGGCGAGCUUUGUUUUUGUCUUUUUAACUAACCCUCUAUACCUUCCUCUACUGGCUUCAAGUCUCGGGAGCAUCACUUUACUCCAUCAUCCAAGGGGGUGUUGAAGAUCCUACCUAGUGAGGCCUAGAUUUCUAGAACCCUACAGUCUUCUCCCGAAUACAACGCACGGUCAUUAUAGCUGAAUUUAGACUGAAAGAUAGACCAAAUUCAGCUAUAAUGACCGUGCGUUGUAUUCGGGGGAAGACUGUAGUACAAACCCAGGGGAUGUAGCCCAAAAUUCAGAACUUUGGGCUGCUUGGCCAAGGUUUAUAAAUCUAUGCAGUCAUAGACUCAUACUUUGUGCUGCACUUUCCCUUGUAGAGUCUGUGCUUAUUAACCUACCACCUCUCCUUUCUAGCAUGUCCGUUCCCCUAUGCUGCUUUGGAAGCUGUUCUCCAUUGUAACUCAACUUGCUCUAGACGUAUUCAACCGAGGAAGAGAUUGCCAAGAGACAGGAGUUCUACCGAUGGACAGCUUCUUUCUUCAGAACUCACCAACUGUUUUCCAUCUCUUUCCUUCACACAGGUCUCUGCUAUUAUUAAUACAAACAAGUGACUGCCCACUCCG